UACUCCCAGAUCACCGACAGAGAAGCUUUUUGUUUGCAUUUCAAUUGGUUUGCAACACUCGGUGUCUUCCCCACGCUCUAGCUGAUGUUAAUUCGCACUUUUAUGGUCACCGGUGGGGGUGAGAAACCGUAGCGAAACGUUAUCGACCGUGGUCCCCGGCAAGCAGCAAAUCCCUCCGGCGCGACAGCUGAUCGAGAGGAGUUACCUCGGAUCACCCAGCUACAGCAGCAGCGGCCUCCAUUUUAACUUCGACACCGAGCCGUACCUCACGUGUCCUGGGCUGUCUCUCUCACAUGACCCGAGUGUUUGUUCCCGUGAUCAGCACUUCCAUCUCCGUCUGUGACACCGAAUAUCACUUUUUAUUUCAACACUGAUGGAUAUGCUUGAACCGAGUCUGGACACCGCAAGCCAAGAAAAACAAGAAGAGGAGGUUGUCCAGGGAUCUGAAGACGGGACAGGAGAAGAACAGACAGCUGUUACAAUAGCCAGUGUACCUCAGGCUGCAACAUUUGGUGACCAUAACAUACAAUAUCAGUUCCGCACCGAGGGUGGGCAGGUGACGUAUCGUGUUGUCCAGGUGACUGACCAACACCUUGAUGGAAGAGAUGAUGCAGGAGGAGCAGUGAGCGUUGUCUCAACAGCUGCAUUCACCGGGGCUCCUCAAGCUGUGGCACAGGCUGUGAUCCAGAACCCUUUCAGUAAUGGAGGAAGCCCAGCAGGAGAGGCAGUGGGAGGGGAGACCCGCUUCGCUUACUUCCCCGCAACUGCGGUGAGCGACGGGACUGUGUCUGUGCAGGCCGCCACGGACCCCACACUCACACAGGCAGGGGGUCAGUUUUAUGUGAUGAUGACCCCUCCUGAUGUCAUUCAGACAGGAACACCACGAACCAUUGCUCCACGAACACAGCCAUACCCUGCAGAUGAAAACGAGCUGCUGCAACAUGAAGUUUUAAACUGGAAAAUGGAUGGACCCCGAACACCAAGAGAUGAAAGGAGAAGAGCACAACAUAAUGAAGUCGAAAGACGGCGAAGAGACAAGAUCAACAACUGGAUUGUCACACUUUCCAAGAUUAUCCCAGACUGCAGUAUGGAUAGCACCAAAACCGGAGCAAGCAAAGGAGGCAUCCUGUCUAAAGCUUGUGACUAUAUUCGUGAGCUGAGGCAAAGCAACCAGAGGCUGCAAGAGAGUCUGAAGGAAGUGGAGAGGAUACAAAUGGACAAUGAGUUGUGCAGACAGCAGAUUGAAGAGCUGAAAAAUGAAAACGCAUUGCUCCGAGCGCAACUCCAGCAGCACGGCAUUGAAAUGGUUGGAGAAACGCCACCACAGUGAAUGAAACCAAAAGAGCAGCGCAGGGCACACCCACUCAGACAUAUAACUGACACAGUGGGAAACAACGCAAGAAAAAAAAACAACAACAAAAAAAACGAGAGACUUUAUGGAGAAUCACUUUCUUUUUAGUGAAUGCAUCCUCCCCUGGGUUCCCAGGUUGUGAGCCCUUCACUAGCCGAUUUUGGCUGCACUUGACUUUUCCAAUCGUAUUGAGAUAACCACCCGCUGCAGCUGAGUAGAAAUGUGCUCCAAGAAAAGAUGCCCACUCACCUUUAUCAGGGUGCUUUACUGUAGGACUAGCUAUGAGAGAGACCCUCUGCUGCCCUUCUUUAUUUGUAUUUAUGUAGCUUCAUUCAUGGACUACGAUGUUUGUCAGUUAUUUCUUUCCUUCCCAAACCCUUUGCCUCGUUAUUAAUUUUGACUUACUUCAUGCUUUUAUUCUGUUUGUGUUUUUGAGUUCUGUAUUAAUAUUUUGUUUUUAGCCCCUUUAAUUUAUUAGUCUGCUUGCUGACAGAAGCCUUGAUGGAGACCCGUUAUGAUGAAAUUUAUGCAUCCAGAGAAGCUGACAUCAAAGUAUGAAAAACAUGAUUCUACAGACAGAAAUAAUGUGACACACAUAGCUUACCUAGACCCAAAGACAAACAAGAAUCUGUGCUUGCUGAUGAUUCUGGGCUGAUUUAUGUAAAUAUGGCUUCUCAUGUUUUAAUACAGAUGUUACAGAAUGUUAAAGCAGAUUAUCUCCGGGAGUAAACAAUCAAUAACUCAUUAGUUCCAUGCUGGCAAUUGUCAAAACAAUUACAACAAAGUGUGUGCAAUCUAUGAAGUUCAGUUUGCUGAGGCUAAAAUGUGGUUUACUUGAAGUGUUGGGCAUUUGCUGGUGAAGUGGUAUUUAAAUACAAAGUGAAAUGUUAGAAUGUGGAACAUGCAGACACGUCAAACUUCAUGUUGUGGAGAGGUGAGCGGGGCAAAUCCCAACUUUUGCCACAUAAUAUUUAGGUACUGUGGGUUUUGUUUUCAUCCUUUGUCGUGUGACUUACCUGUGUCCCAGUACAUGCAAGAAUAAUCCCCAUGUUUCAUUUCAAUCUGUUUGCUCUAUUUUGGUAUUGCAACACUUCAAAUGGAGCUCAACGCACAAGGGGGUGGGGGGCACCCUGGAGAGCAGUGCUCAAAGACUUUGCUCACUAUAGAAAAUGAGUACACGGAAAUUCUGUGUUGCAGUUCUUAGUUGAGCAUGACUCAUUCUCUACGAAAAGACUAAAUAGUUUGCAUGCGGGUAACUUGGAAAUGAUCUUACAUAUUUCUCCACCCACGCAGGCAAACAAUAAGUAAACUGUAAUUGGUUGUACAAACAGCAAAAGGCAACAUUAACGUUGCUGAAGGUUUUGUGAAUGAAUAUAAAUGAUGUGGUUUUUUUUUUUUGUUUGUUUGUUUUUUCCAACUUGGGAAAAUGUGAGUGGAAGAAAGAUGUCAAACUUCACUUAAUAGAGCACGAUUGCUUCUCCUUGUAUCAACAGCUCAGGAUCCAGCAAAGAAAAACCAACACUCAGACCCCUGGCAACAUCGGGCAGCCUAUCACAUUUUAAUAUCUCAGACUUGCUUGUGCUUUUAAAAGUGCUGUUCUGCUGCAACAACUGGAUUCAAACCUGGGCGAUAUAGUGCAAGUGUCUGGUCUAUCAAAUGAGGCUCCUAGCCAAAGUCGAAUGAUAGAUGUUUUGCAGUAGAUUUUUUUUUCUUUACACCUCAGUGAGGAGAGAUGUGAAUGUGAAGAAAUGAGUACUGCUUAAAAGAUGGUUGAUCACAAAUCAAAGGUCAUUCGUGGCUUACUUUUUUUUUCUUGCAUUUCUUUUUUGAAAUGGCAAAAGGAAGAAAAAAAAAUCCUCUUCUCCUCUGUGUAGCAGCCUCACUGUUCUCAGGUUAGAGACAUGUUUUCUAAGCAAAAUGGUGGAAAAUAAAACUUUCACUAUCUAAA
Messenger RNA from Neolamprologus brichardi, 3299 nucleotides. RefSeq names its product upstream transcription factor 2, c-fos interacting-like (gene usf2l). Gene Ontology annotation, molecular function: RNA polymerase II cis-regulatory region sequence-specific DNA binding; protein dimerization activity; DNA-binding transcription factor activity, RNA polymerase II-specific. The record is from RefSeq and is a predicted model, not a curated record. NCBI's taxonomy places the organism in Eukaryota, Metazoa, Chordata, Actinopteri, Cichliformes, Cichlidae. Gene Ontology annotation, biological process: regulation of transcription by RNA polymerase II.